This is a messenger RNA of Cajanus cajan (pigeon pea), 892 nucleotides long. RefSeq lists its product as uncharacterized. The record is from RefSeq and is a predicted model, not a curated record. Lineage: Eukaryota; Viridiplantae; Streptophyta; Magnoliopsida; Fabales; Fabaceae. Gene Ontology annotation, molecular function: calcium ion binding.
UUUGCAUUUUCAAUAUAUAAAAACGACGCCGUUUGAUUUCGUUGUAAGUAUUUGUGGGCAGCAAGGUGAGGCGAACCGCGAAACGAAAGAGAAUGGAGAAUAGGGCAAUAUUACAGGAAUGGUUUGACCGAGUUGACUCGGAGAAAAGUGGAAGUAUAACAGCGGUGCAGCUCAAGACAGCUCUAGGUGUGGGCAACCUGGAAUUUCCACUCUCAGUGGUUGAGCAGAUGAUCAGGAUGCACGAUUUCGACAGGAAUGGAACUAUGAGCUUUGAAGAAUUUGUUGCACUCAACAAGUUCCUUCUUAAGGUUCAACAUGCAUUUUCUGAUCUAGAGAGGGGUCGUGGUUUUCUUGUACCUGAUGAUGUAUUCGAGGCUUUGGUCAAAAUUGGUUUCAUGCUGGAUUCUCCUGCUUUUUACUCUGUCUGUGAGAGCUUCGAUCAAAGUAAAAAUGGGAAGUUUCGGCUGGAUGACUUCAUAUCAAUCUGUAUAUUCUUACAAUCAGCACGGAAUCUAUUUCAUUCAUUUGAUACUGCAAAACAGGGCAGAGUUACUCUUGAUCUGAAUCAAUUUGUCUAUUGUACUGCCAAUUGCAGAAUAUGAUUCGAUAAUAUGACGGCUUGUGAAGAUGAUUCACAAAUACUGCACUUUGUAAAAUACCAAAAAGUCAUCUUCGAAUGAGUUAAAUCGUGAUGAUGUAUAAGAUGAAAACAUCUCGAGUUUGGAUACUAUUUGCCAUCUGUUUGCAAAAUACUAUUUUUUUUUUCCUUUUCUUUUUGAUAAUAUAUUUUGUUUAUAAAAACUUGUUAUAAAACAUCUUGACUUAUGAUAAGUUGCGAAGAUGAUUCGUAGAGUUUUACAGCCAAUCAUUAGUUGGAGAUAAAUUUGAUGUA